UCUUCUUCUUCUUCUUCCUCUUCUUCUUCUAUCUCACAAACCUUUAAGCAGACUAAUAAUGGCGGAAAAUCGCAUUUUCUCAGCACAAGUCCUUCUGUUUUCUGUAUUAGUUGCGGCUUUGACUGCAGCUUCUGCCGUAAUGGUGGUGUCUCUUGCGCCAAGAAACGAGAGACCCUGUUUUAGCAGUUCGUUCGGUCGCAUUUUCGAAGCUCCAAAAAAUGGCAUUUUUCAACUGGACAAUGGCUUGGCUGAGACACCACCAAUGGGAUGGAAUAGCUGGAACUUUUUUGCCUGCAAUAUCAAUGAAACAGUAAUCAAAGAAACAGCUGAUGCACUCAUUUCAACCGGGUUGGCUGCUUUAGGCUAUGUAUAUGUUAACAUAGAUGAUUGCUGGUCUGCUGCAACACGAAAUUCGGAGGAUCAACUGGUCCCUGAUCCAAAAACUUUCCCAUCAGGAAUUAAAGUGCUUGCUGAUUAUGUACAUGACAAAGGCCUCAAGCUUGGUAUUUAUGCUGAUGCUGGGAUUUUUACUUGUGAAGUUCGACCUGGAUCAUUGUACCAUGAAAAUGAUGAUGCAGAGCUCUUUGCUUCUUGGGGUGUGGAUUAUUUGAAGUACGACAACUGUUACAAUCUGGGAAUCAAACCAGAAGAAAGAUAUCCACCAAUGCGUGAUGCUCUAAAUGCAACGGGAAGGACGAUUUUCUACUCCAUCUGUGAAUGGGGUGUUGAUGAUCCUGCCUUAUGGGCAGGCAAAGUUGGGAAUAGUUGGCGAACAACAGAUGACAUAAAUGACUCUUGGGUAAGUAUGACUACUAUUGCAGAUUUGAAUGAUAAGUGGGCAGCCUAUGCAGGACCUGGAGGAUGGAAUGAUCCUGAUAUGCUCGAAGUUGGCAAUGGAGGAAUGACUUACCAGGAAUACCGCAGUCAUUUUAGCAUCUGGGCUCUCAUGAAGGCCCCUCUAUUAAUUGGUUGCGACGUGAGAAACAUGACUGCAGAAACAAUGGAGCUUUUAAGCAACACAGAAGUCAUUGCUGUAAACCAAGAUUCACUUGGUGUCCAGGGAAGGAAGGUCCACUCUUCAGGAACAGCUGGUUGCAAGCAGGUUUGGGCAGGACCAUUGUCGGGACACAACUUGGUUGUUGCUCUGUGGAACCGAUGCUCAAAAGUUGCAACCAUCAAUGCUAAUUGGGAAGCAAUUGGGCUUGAAUCUAGCACUAGCGUCUCCAUUCGAGAUUUAUGGAAGCAUGAACAAGUUGCAGGUGAUGCAGUAUCGUUCAGCUCUCGAGUCGACGCACAUGAUUGCCACAUGUAUAUUUUCACGCCUCAAACGGUAUCUCACUGGGAGAUCUAGUUCACCACCCAAUAGGUGUGGUUUUCCAUUGGACUUUAAGACGGUUCUGCAGCUCAUUUGAAACUCUCAAAAGAAUAAUUUGUCUCAUAUGAAUAAAGUGGCCAAAGUUUCAGCUUUUGGCUGUAUGUUGUGUUAUCACUGAAAAAUCGGUAUUCUGCCUUUUGUCGAAGCCGUUUUAUCCAUCGUACUAGUUUCUAGGAAAUUCUCCUGGCCACAAAAACAAAAAAGAGCAAAAGGGUUCAAGCACUUCUAGGAUGGCAGAAGAUGCAUUGCUUGGUUCUGGCAAGUGUAGUUCAGCUUUGAACAGAGUUAAUUUUCGUAAGCAACAAGCAAUUGAUCACCAAACUAGUUAGUGAACAA
This is a messenger RNA of Rhodamnia argentea, 1711 nucleotides long. RefSeq names its product alpha-galactosidase 3. The record is from RefSeq and is a predicted model, not a curated record. NCBI's taxonomy places the organism in Eukaryota, Viridiplantae, Streptophyta, Magnoliopsida, Myrtales, Myrtaceae. Bases 59 to 1351 code for a protein of 430 amino acids. Gene Ontology annotation, biological process: carbohydrate metabolic process. The transcript has 15 exons. Gene Ontology annotation, molecular function: hydrolase activity, hydrolyzing O-glycosyl compounds.